GCGCCAGUAGUUUCCAGCUGCGCUCGUGAACCCGACCGUUAGUCUUUCCUCCUGCGGCUCCGUCGGUCCCGGUCUGUCCCGGUCUGUCCCGGUCCGUCCUCUCUCUACGGUUCCCCUCUGCUCUCCCGCUCCUCCUCCGGACUCUACGUGGCUCCGGGUCCCGCUCGGCUCCUCUGCUUCUUCUUCGGGGCUGAAAGUUUUCCGGUGGUCCGGUUCCCGUCCCUCUGCUCCCUCCGCUCCCUCUGCCCACUUUCAGGUCCUGUUCUGUGGGUCCAGUUGUCCGUUCACCUGGUCAGGUUGGUUUCAGACAUGGGUCAGAUCACGGUGGUCCCGGUUCUGCUGUCAGUCAUCUGGGUCGGACUCACGGCUGGAAUACCGGAUGGACCAGACGCACAAGUGAUCGACGUGUUGGGUCUUCAGGAUUCUAAGCACAGCGUAGCCGGUGUGGAGAAGCUGUCGGGCGGUCUGAGCGCACUCAGUGACAUCUACGUGGUGUCCACGUUCCGGCUGCCGGCGAAGCUGGGCGGCGUGCUGCUCGGUGUUUACAGCAAACAGGACAACAGGAAGUACCUGGAGGUCGCAGUCAUGGGAAAGAUCAAUAAAGUCCUGGUGCGGUAUGUGCGGGCUGACGGGAAGCUGCACACGGUGAACCUGCAGAACGCCGUGCUGGCAGACGGUCGAGCUCACUCCAUCAUCCUGAGGCUCGGUGGUCUUCAGCGCGACCACAUGAACCUGGAGCUCUACGUCAACUGCCGAUUGGUUGACUCCAGCCAGGGCGUGCCGCCAUUGGUCCCUCUGCCCAGAGAGGCGGAGAUGGUGGAGAUCAGACAUGGACAGAAGGCCUACGCACGCCUGCAGGGAGCAGUGGAGUCCCUCAGACUGGCUCUAGGGGGCAGUGUUGCUAAAGCUGGAGCUCUGACAGACUGUCCGUUCCAGGGAGACUCGUCUGCGUAUAACUCAGUGAGUGGGGAGGUGAACUCCAUCCUCGGUGAUCACACCAAGGCUCUGAUUGGUCAGCUCAUCAUCUUCAACCAAAUCCUGGGAGAGCUGAGACAGGACAUCAGAGAACAGGUAAAGGAGAUGUCCCUGAUUAGAAACACCAUCCUGGAGUGUCAGGUUUGUGGGUUCCACGAGCCUCGCUCUCGCUGCUCUCCGAACCCCUGCUUUAAGGGCGUGGCCUGUAUGGAGAGUCUGCAUUAUCCUGGAUACACCUGUGGACCCUGCCCACCUGGAACCAGCGGAAACGGGACGCAUUGCCACGACAUCGACGAGUGUGAGCUGCAGCCCUGUUUCUCUCCUGACUCCUGUGUGAACACUGUGGGAGGGUUCACCUGUAAACCCUGUCCUCCGGGCCUGUGGGGGGCGCCGCUUGCAGGAACAGGACUGGACUACGCCAAGACAUACAGACAGGAAUGUUCAGAUAUCGAUGAAUGUUUAGAUCUUCCAGACGCCUGUGUAUCAAACUCUGUGUGCAUCAACACUGUGGGUUCAUACAAGUGUGGAGGCUGUAAACCUGGUUACCUUGGUAACCAGACGUCAGGAUGCUUCCCAAGGAAGUCGUGCGCUGCGUUGACCUUUAAUCCCUGUGACACCAACGCUCACUGCACCAUGGAGAGGAACGGAGAGGUCGCCUGCAGGUGUAACGUGGGCUGGGCAGGUAACGGGAACACCUGUGGAGUGGACACAGACAUUGACGGGUAUCCUGACCGUUCUCUGCCCUGCAUGGACAACAACAAACACUGCAAACAGGACAAUUGUAUGUUCACACCAAACUCGGGUCAGGAGGACGCCGACAAUGACGGCAUCGGAGACCAGUGUGACGAGGACGCUGACGGAGACGGGAUCAAGAACGUGGAGGAUAACUGUCGCCUGGUGUCAAACAAAGACCAGCAGAACUCUGACAGCGACUCGUUCGGGGACGCCUGUGAUAACUGUCCCAACGUCCCCAACAGCGACCAGAAGGACACCGACAGCAACGGGCAGGGAGACGCCUGCGACCAGGACAUAGACGGGGACGGUAUCCCCAACGUCCUGGAUAACUGUCCGAAGGUACCAAACCCGAUGCAGACGGACAGAGACAGAGACGGAGUGGGAGACGCCUGUGACAGCUGUCCUGAACUUAGCAACCCCAUGCAGACUGACGUCGACAACGACCUGGUGGGAGACGUGUGUGACACCAACCAGGACACAGACGGGGAUGGUCACCAGGACAGCAGAGACAACUGUCCUGACAUUCCCAACAGCUCCCAGCUGGACUCAGACAACGACGGUCUGGGAGACGAUUGUGACCACGAUGAUGACAACGACGGUGUCCUCGACGACUACGACAACUGCCGACUCAUCGUCAACCCCUACCAGAAAGACUCAGACAUGAACGGCGUUGGGGACGUCUGUGAGAAUGACUUUGAUAAUGACGCUGUGAUGGAUUUGUAUGACGCGUGUCCUGAGAGCGCUGAGGUCACUCUAACAGACUUCAGAGCCUAUCAGACGGUGAUCCUAGACCCAGAGGGCGACGCCCAGAUUGACCCCAACUGGGUGGUUCUGAACCAGGGGAUGGAGAUCGUCCAGACCAUGAACAGUGAUCCUGGUCUAGCUGUGGGCUACACAGCGUUUAACGGCGUCGACUUCGAGGGAACGUUUCAUGUCAACACGGUAACCGAUGACGACUACGCCGGCUUCAUCUUCGGCUACCAGGACUCGUCCAGCUUCUACGUGGUGAUGUGGAAACAGACGGAGCAGACGUACUGGCAGCCCCUCCCCUUUCGAUCUAUGGCCACGCCCGCCCUGCAGCUCAAGGCGGUGAAGUCUCGGACCGGACCCGGAGAGUUCCUGAGGAACGCCCUGUGGCACACCGGAGACACACCUGGAGAGGUGACGCUGCUCUGGAAGGAUCCUCGAAACGUCGGCUGGAAGGACAAAACCUCGUACCGCUGGCAGCUCAGCCACCGGCCCCAGGUGGGCUUCAUCAGGGUGAAGCUGUUUCAGGGCGCUGACAUGGUGGCUGACUCUGGUGUAGUGAUCGACACGACGAUGAGAGGAGGUCGACUCGGAGUUUUCUGUUUCUCACAGGAGAACAUCAUCUGGUCCAACCUGCGCUACAGGUGUAACGAUACGGUGCCUGAAGACUUCCAGAUUCAUCGUAAACAAGUAAUGAUGCACAUUCAGGUCUGAGAGCUGCAGGCCAACUGAACACACACACACACACACAGGUAUAUACACACACACACACACACACACACAGGUAUACACACACACACACACACAGGUAUACACACACACACACACACAGGUAUACACACACACACACAGGUAUACACACACACACACACACAGGUAUACACACACACACACACAGGUAUACACACACACACACACACACACAGGUAUACACACACACACACACAGGUAUACACACACACACACACACACACACAGGUAUACACACACAAACACACACAGGUAUACACACACACACAGGUAUACACACACACAGGUAUACACACACACACAGGUAUACACACACACAAACACACACACACACACAGGUAUAUACACACACACACAGGUAUACACACACACAGGUAUAUACACACACACACACAGGUAUAUAUACACACACACACAGGUAUAUACACACACACACACACACACACACAUACACAGGUAUAUACACACACACACACACAGGUACACACACACACACACAGGUAUAUACACACACACAGGUACACACACACACACACACACAGGUAUAUACACACACACAGGUACACACACACACACACACACAGGUAUAUACACACACACACAGGUAUAUACACACACACACACACACAGGUACACACACACACACACAGAGAGACACACACACACACACAGGUACACACACACACACACACACACAGGUACACACACACACACACACACACACACACACACACACUGCAGGGGACCAAAGAGGUCACAGCAUUAAUCCACAAUCUCCUCCUCUCUGGGUUUUCUGUCAAACAUUCAAAUCAAUAGAAGAAGAACAACUGACUCUGAGAUAGAACUGAUAACGUGUGAGCAGUUUCAAACACUUUGACGGACACUUUUGCUCUACAAAUCUGAAGAUCUGUGAAAACAUCUGAGGAUCUAUUCAUCAUGAGUAAGAGUAUCUUAGUGUGUGCGUGUGUGUGUGUGUGUGUGUGUGUGUGUGUGUUGAAUAAAAGGAGGCUGACAGGUAGAUUUCAGGUGUCACAGGUAGCAGCACCUGAACACACCUUUUGAGAAGCUCGUCGUUCAGAUGGACCAAAAAACAAACUCUGUGUUUAAUAAACACGGCUCCUGAAAAAGAGUGUUGACAUCAUAACGCGAGUGUUAGCGCCGCCUGUUAGCAUGCUAACAUUAGCUAAUUAGCAGUAGACACAGUGCAGCUCCGGCUGAUGGGAUGUCAUUGGUUGAUCAUAAAAUAAAGUAUUGUAACAAUGAACAAGUUGACCUGAUGGGGGCGUUAUGAAUGUUAUUAUAAUUAUGUUAUUAAUAUUAAAGUUCAUCCUGAGCGGAGCACCAACGUCUCAUUUAUCUCCCUCACACUGAUGAUGUACACACUGUGUCAAUCCUUUCAAAAUAAAAUUACUUCCUGUUUUACCUGA
Labrus mixtus (cuckoo wrasse) is the source of this 4634-nucleotide messenger RNA. RefSeq names its product thrombospondin 3a (gene thbs3a). The record is from RefSeq and is a predicted model, not a curated record. Gene Ontology annotation, cellular component: extracellular region. The transcript is spliced from 23 exons. Bases 310 to 3171 code for a protein of 953 amino acids. Gene Ontology annotation, biological process: cell adhesion. Lineage: Eukaryota; Metazoa; Chordata; Actinopteri; Labriformes; Labridae. Gene Ontology annotation, molecular function: calcium ion binding; heparin binding.